GUGUGGUGGUGUGCUGACAAACUUCCAGUGUUUCAUUAGGGUCUCAGACCGCUCUGUUACAUGUUACACGACACAGAAGUAUUCAAGCCUUUGGAUUUCUCUGCUCAGAAAAAGAUUUAGGAAUCCAGAUUAAAGUAAAUAUGACUUUCAGAGGUGUUGCACUCUUACUGUGCAUUGUGUGCACUACACACUGCCUGCUCGAGCAGAGCACACAGACAAAGAAUGAAACAAAAGAUGUGCUGCUGGAUUCAGUUGAUCACAGUGCUGCCAUUGAAGAGCUGAGGAAAAAGAUUGAUGAGAUUGUAAAUGAUCUGAAUGUCCUGAAGACAGUUCAUGCUCUGCAAUUAGUUUGUCUGAAAGGCAUCAAGGUUCCAGGAAAGUGUUUCCUAGCCAGCCCAGUAAAGAAGGACUUCUAUGCUGCUUCCAAUGAUUGCAUCUCACAGGGUGGCAGCCUGAGCACUCCUGUUACAGGCAAUGAGAAUUACCAGCUCUAUGUCUAUGCCCAUGAGACAAUUGGAGCUAGGGAACACAUCUGGGUGGGCAUUAAUGACAUGCUGAAAGAGGGGGAGUGGGUUGAUAAAUCAGGGUCCAGGAUACUUUUCCAAAAUUGGGAGACAGAGGUCACCCGUCAGCCUGUCGGUGGCCGCAGUCAGAAUUGCGCCUUUAUGUCUGUCAUAGACAGCGGGAAGUGGUUCGAUGAGGACUGCCGUGCUGUGAAGGCCUUUGUAUGUGAGUUCAAUAUUGUCUGAGUGUCUGUUGCAUCUUAUUAUCUCAAACAAUGUCCUUGAAAUAUGUAAAUACAAACUGUCAGAAGUGGUGCAUCAUAACUAACAUUGUAUAUUGUAUUUGUAAUAAUCUUAGAGCUAAUACUUGGCUUUAACAAGUCAGAACUAAGAAGUACUCAAUGCCUUCACAUUACAGACAUACUGUUAUUUCUGUGAUUUAUGUAUUUCCAUACAAUCCUAAAAUGGAUAGCUAUGAUAGUAAGUAAAUGUUUAUUACAUUUUAAACAAAAUUGAUUCACAUACUAUAAGAGGCACUCAUAUUCAGAUUCAAAACAAUUCAUAUUGUGAUAAGUAAUGUAGUGCAGUUAAACAGAUUACUUCACUACACAGCCAUGUUCAGUAAAACAGAUAUUUUAUUAUCUGUUGCAUAAUAUGGCUCUUGCUGCUUCCAGAAGACUUUACAACAUAAUAAGCCAGAUGCGUGAAUGAUCUGGCACAAUACUGACAUCAUCUGAACAUUAAAAUAAAUAUUCUUAUUUAUGUAACUUA
Molecule: messenger RNA, 1274 nt
Organism: Tachysurus fulvidraco (yellow catfish)
Lineage: Eukaryota; Metazoa; Chordata; Actinopteri; Siluriformes; Bagridae
Gene: clec3ba
Product: C-type lectin domain family 3, member Ba
Exons: 3
Coding region: 141-749 (202 amino acids)
Biological process (GO): bone mineralization; ossification
Source: RefSeq, a predicted model, not a curated record